This is a messenger RNA of Schistosoma intercalatum, 3293 nucleotides long. Lineage: Eukaryota; Metazoa; Platyhelminthes; Trematoda; Strigeidida; Schistosomatidae. The record is from the annotation of a GenBank genome assembly.
CAAGUUUCUGUGUUAUAUAAUAUGUACACUUGUAUAUUUUAACAUUAACAUAUUUCAAUAAUACAGAGAGGGGGGGGGCGAAUAGAAGAUUAUUGAAUGAAAGGGAAGGUUUAUAAAAGAGGGGAAGAUUAAUUCAAUUUAAUAAAACAAUAAACUGAAUUUGUAACUGAUUACAUGAUAGUCAAUUAUUGAGGAAUCAUUAAACUUAUGUUGAAUAACUACUGAUUAUACGGCUGAUAUAUAUGUUAAACAGGCCUUAUUUGACUUCAAAAUCAAACAAUCAUUUUUCCUCUAAGAUGUUGGCUACUAAUGAUGUCAUUAAAUCUCAGUAUGAUACAUUACUAGAUAAACAAUCAAUUAAUUCAUGGCUUCCAUUGCCACAUCCAUGUGUAUUCACAUCGAACUGGUCAUCUCUUCAUUUUGAUUUAAUUAAAAAUUAUCCAUUAUCUUGUUUACAUUCAAAACAUACAUCUGAAUCAAAUUCUACAUUAACACUAAAAGAAUCCUGUUUAAAUGUUCAUAAACCAGGAUUUAUGUCAAAUGAAUCAACCUUAAACAAUGAUCAUUAUAUAGAAGUGAAUGAGGAUUGUGAAACAGAUUCAAAUAUGAUUCAGAAUGAAAACAAUACAAAUGAACACCUUAAUAAAGAAUAUGGAACUCUACCAGAAGUAAAGAAACCAAUAUUAUCAACUCAUAAAGGUAUAACUAAUAAUUAUAUAACAAUCAAAAAAUUUACAAUCCGUGAAACAACAAAUUUAUUAAAAACAUGGUUAAAUAAUCAUCGUCAUAAUCCAUAUCCAACAAAAAAUGAAAAAAUUAAAUUAUCUAUUAUAACUAAUUUAAGUUUAACACAAAUUUCAACAUGGUUUGCUAAUGCUAGAAGAAGAUUAAAAAAAGAUAAUCAAAUGACAUGGAUACCAAAAAUACGUCAUCAUAGGAUAGUAACUAAUUCAAUCAAUUUAAAUAAUAAUAAUAAUAAGAUACAAAUUUGUCAAAAACAGGGUGGUGGUGAUAAUAAUAAUAAUAAUAAGGUUAAUAUGGAUCAAUUAUCACAAACGAAAUCUCAAUUAAAAUCAACAAUAAUAAGAGAUUGUUUAAUUAAUCCAUUCAAUACUAAUCAUCAUCAUCUUCAUCAUCACAACUAUCACCACCACCACCACCAUCAUCAUCAUGAUUCUCCUCAUUUGACAUCAUUCAAAAAUCAAUUAAUUUUGAAAUAUUUUCUAAAUAAAACUACCCAGCAACAAGAAGAAGAAGAAGGAGAAGAAGAGCAACAACAACAACAACAACAAGAAUGUCUACAAUUCAAAGAGAAAUUAAAUAAUAAUAAUAAUAAUAAUAAUAAUAAUAAUGAUCAGAUCAAUUCAUCUAAUGAGAAUUUUAUAAUCAAUAAUGAUCAUAGCAACAAUGAUUAUCAUUUAUGGUAUAAUGAUUAUCAUACUAAAUUAAUGCAUAUAAUAAAUCAAUUAAAUUGUGAAAAUAUGGAUCAAUAUCCAUUAUUAUAUGGAUCAUUAUCGAAAUUCACUACAAAUAAUAAUACUACUACUACUACUAAUAAUAAUAGUAUCAUAAGAGAUGAUCAAACAUCACAAUUAUGUUAUCCUUCAUCAAAAAUAUGUACCACAACUACUAUUACUACUACUAAUACUACUAAUACUACUACUACUAAUACUACUACUACUACUACUACUACUACUACUACUACUACUACUACUACUACUACUACUACUACUACUACUACUACUACUACUACUACUACUACUACUACUACUACUGCUACUACUACCAACACUGCUACUACUACUACUACUACUACUACUACUACCACUACUACUACUAGUACCACAACUACUAUUACUACUACUAAUACUAAUACUACUACUACUACUACUACUACUACUACUACUACUACUACUACUACUACUACUACUACUACUACUACUGCUACUAAUACCAACACUGCUACUACUACUACUGCUACUACUACCAACACUGCUACUACUACUACUACUACUACUACUACUACUACUACUACUACUACUACUGCUACUACUACUACUACUACUACUACUACUACUACUACUACUACUACUACUACUACUACUGCUACUACUACCAACACUGCUACUACUACUACUACUACUGCUACUACUACCAACACUGCUACUACUACUACUGCUACUACUACCAACACUGCUACUACUACUACUACUACUACUACUACUACUACUACUACUACUACUACUACUACUACUACUACUACUACUACUACUACUACUACUACUACUACUACUACUACUACUACUACUACUACUACUACUACUACUGCUACUACUACUACUACUACUACUACUACUACUACUACUACUACUACUACUGCUACUAAUACCAACACUGCUACUACUACUACUGCUACUACUACCAACACUGCUACUACUACUACUACUACUACUACUACUACUACUACUACUACUACUACUGCUACUACUACCAACACUGCUACUACUACUACUACUACUACUACUACUACUACUACUACUACUACUACUACUACUACUACUACUACUACUACUACUACUGCUACUACUACCAACACUGCUACUACUACUACUACUACUACUACUACUACUACUACUACUGCUACUACUACCAACACUGCUACUACUACUACUACUACUGCUACUACUACUGCUACUACUACCAACACUGCUACUACUACUACUACUACUACUACUACUACUACUACUACUGCUACUACUACCAACACUGCUACUACUACUACUACUACUACUACUACUACUACUACUACUACUACUACUACUACUACUACUACUACUACUACUACUACUACUACUACUACUACUACUACUACUACUGCUACUACUACCAACACUGCUACUACUACUACUACUACUACUACUACUACUACUACUACUACUACUACUACUACUACUACUACUACUACUACUACUACUACUACUACUACUACUACUACUACUACUACUACCACUACUACUACUAGUACCACAACUACUAUUACUACUACUAAUACUAAUACUACUACCACUACUACUACUACUACUACUGCUACUACUACUACUACUACUACCAACACUACUACUACUACUGCUACUACUACUACUACUACUACCAACACUACUACUACUACUGCUACUACUACUACUAACACUACUAUUAUUAUUAUUAUUAUUAUUAUUAUUAUUACCACUACUACUGCUGCUAAUGAUGAUAAUAUUACUAUUACUAAUAAUAAUAAUUACUAUUGUAUAUGA